AUGUUAUUGUGGUUAAAACAGUGUCAUUUAUCCAACACGCAAAAAUCUGAAACCAAACCUUUUUUUACAACUCUGUUUGCUUGGAGACCUGACGCAUUAGAGAUUGACAAAUCAGAAUAUACUGAUCAGAUCACUCUAAAAAAAUAUUUUAUUAAUCAAGGGAAACGAGUUGCAAUAAUUAUAUUAAAAUAUUUGGUUUUUGAUUUUAUAUGCGAAUGGGCUGAAGCUUACCAACCAAUUAUCCCAGAUAAAUUUUAUAUCCUUCGAUUUAUUGACUAUUUUUUGACAGGAAAAAAAUUUAUUACACCAUUUUAUUUAUUUUAUCAUUAUGCCUUGGCAGUAAUGUUGUAUAUUUAUAUAUCUUUGUUUUAUGAUGUUUUUGUGUUUGUUUAUGGACUAUUAUUGCUCCCGCUACUUCAAAACAAUCAACCUGCUCAGGACUCAACCGAUAAAGACACCGAAUCUCAAUAUCAAUUUCAACUCUUUACACCAUCAACAAUAGAAGACAUUAAAAAGUGGUUGAUCAUUUUAUUAUUCUAUACGAAAGAUCCAAUGAAUUUACCUUUCAUGUCAACUGGUCCGCGAGAUUUUUGGUCGAAGCGUUGGCAUUCUGUACUUAAAGAAAUUUUUCUAUAUCUAGGUUAUGUUCCCACCAAAAAUCUUUUUGGUAGUUAUAAAAAAAUUGGAAAUAUUUUUGGAAUAUUCUCAGCUUUUUUUGUUAGUGGAAUAUUGCAUGAGUAUAUAGUUUAUUGUAUGUGGGGUAAGAGACCAGGCGAGCAGAUGAUUUUCUUUUUGUUUCAUGGUUUAUUGUUUAUUCUUUGGGAAAUUGUUGAAAAUUUAUUAGUUGGAGAUAGAACAGCCAUGCAUGAAGUAGAAAAUAGUUGGGGAAG
Molecule: messenger RNA, 890 nt
Organism: Racocetra persica
Lineage: Eukaryota; Fungi; Glomeromycota; Glomeromycetes; Diversisporales; Gigasporaceae
Source: the annotation of a GenBank genome assembly